Messenger RNA from Saccharomyces kudriavzevii IFO 1802, 1143 nucleotides. RefSeq names its product putative nitronate monooxygenase. The transcript has a single exon. The coding region runs from base 1 to 1143 and encodes 380 amino acids. The record is from RefSeq and is a predicted model, not a curated record. Lineage: Eukaryota; Fungi; Ascomycota; Saccharomycetes; Saccharomycetales; Saccharomycetaceae. Gene Ontology annotation, molecular function: nitronate monooxygenase activity.
AUGAGUAGAGCUUUUCAAAAAUGUUUGACUUUGAAAUACCCUAUUAUUCAAGCCCCUAUGGCGGGGGUGACGACCAUUGACAUGGCUGCUAAGGCUUGUCUUGCCGGCGCCAUGGCUUCUCUGCCCUUGUCACAUUUAGACUUUAGAAGUACAAAUGGUGUUGAAUUAUUCAAAUCGACUAUCUCCCAAUUCAGAGAGUGUGUGGCAGAUGAAUCUCUGGAAAAUAAUGUUAACUUAAAUUUCUUUUGCCAUGACAUUCUCAAUGAACCGACCGACCCUCAAAUGACUAGCUGGAUUAAGUUGUAUAAAAAAACUUUGAACGUACCAAUUGAUGUAAAUGAAAUCAGUUUUAAAAAUGGGAACGUUACUUUCAAGGCUUUCGAAAGGGACAAUGCUCUUCAAGAUUUUUUCCAGUUUCUAUCAGAUGAAUGGAGACCUAAAAUCGUUAGCUUCCAUUUUGGCCAUCCAUCCAAAUCUACAAUCAAAUACUUGCAAAAAAUGGGGAUUUGCAUUUUUGCUACUGCCACAUCGGUAAAAGAGGUUCGUCUCUUGGCAAGCCUCGGGAUUAAUGGGAUUGUGUGCCAAGGUUAUGAAGCGGGGGGUCAUAGAGGCAAUUUUCUAAUAAAUGACUCUAAAGAUGAUGAAAACUUGUCCACUAUACAGUUGGUGAAAAGGACAGCUGCUGAACUUGCUGCAAUGAAGGAUAUGGGUCUUGUACAUGACAUCCCUUAUGUUAUCGCAGCGGGCGGUAUAAUGGAUGCUAAAGAUAUAUCUUACGCGUUAUCACAACAGGCAGAUGCGGUCCAACUGGGAACUGCAUUGCUCGGUUGCACUGAAUCCAAUGCAUCGGAGAACUUUUCAGGUCCAUUUGCUCAAGAGUCAACUACUAGAAUGGUUGAUAUAGUUUCUGGAAAGCCCGCUAGAACUAUACUGACUCCGUUUAUUGAAAAUCUUUUAGCGAAUUUCCGAUGUGAAGAACUUCCUCCAUAUGGCUACGCAUACAAUGCCUUCAAACAAAUAAAAAGUAAAUAUCCUGAAUUGGCUAACUUUAUUUUAGCUGGGCAAGGAUUCCAAAGUGUUCAAGCUGGUAUUACUACAGACAAAAUGAUAGCCACCUUAGGCGAAAAAAUAGCAAAGUAUUGA